Molecule: messenger RNA, 3375 nt
Organism: Lineus longissimus
Lineage: Eukaryota; Metazoa; Nemertea; Pilidiophora; Heteronemertea; Lineidae
Product: proton-associated sugar transporter A-like
Exons: 4
Coding region: 983-2983 (666 amino acids)
Biological process (GO): transmembrane transport
Cellular component (GO): membrane
Molecular function (GO): sucrose:proton symporter activity
Source: RefSeq, a predicted model, not a curated record
UGUAACAGGAGCUAGGAUAGUUUUAAAAGUCCGGUAAUUUUCUGAAAGUCCAAUUAGCUUUGCAACAAGGUAACGUACAGCCGACCUUUGGAGAUUUGUGAUGUUAUUCGGAGUAGUGCAGCGGAAAAGGUGACUAAACAUUCCUGCUCCGGGGAACGUCACACAGGGGAUGUAACAUGGCAACUGUUUGUGAUCGAAAAGUGUUAUGUCGUUCGAAUAAAAAACCUUCUCAAUUCAACUGAUUAGAGCUCCUUCAGAACUGUCGAUAUUUCGUACGUGAGGACACAGUACUAAAGGCCUACCAAGGUUGAACAUCUCGAUAAUAUUCUUAUAGAUUCUUAGCCAAGUUUUUUUUCAGUUUCUUAUACAAUGUGAAAGGGCAAUCAUUUCAAGAUUCUUUUAAGAAUAAGAUAUUGACAAAGAAUCCUUUGAAAAUCGCGAUUGAAUUUUCGACCAGGGUAUGACUAUAGUUUUAAAAGCGAGAAAACUAUUCAUCAGGCAGUUUAGUUAAUCGCCGAGGAGACGAGUCUGAAAUUUACACUAAGCACUUUGGGCAGUCUAUGAAGGAGCUCCUAUAUGUAUUAUUUCAAAGGAAGUGAUAUAGCUCCCUAUUUCCGACGUGGAAGGUGACAGAAGCCGCGUUGGCGGAUAAAACCCCACCAUUCGUCUUGUGAAUCGCAAACUAAACACGCCAGGUACACUCGUACCAAGCGCACAUCGUCUCUUGUUACACUGCCCUGAAGCAGUUGAUGGAUUCAGAAAGUGAAAUAUUUACUUCAAAGCGGGUUUUACCGUUAGUCUUUCAACUAAUAGGAUUUCAGUAUAAUGUGUUUCGGACUAUAAUAUUCCAUCGACGGGUGCACUAAACGUUGUGUGAGACUGUCCAACAACAGUGUGGAGAGGAACUCUUGAACCCACUUCCCGAAGGAAUUCUGAUAUUUGUAAUUUGCAGAGUUUGUAGAGUGGUAAUACUAAAGGCACCAUGGCCAUAUCGAUAUUCUCUACCCCGCGACAAGCCAUGGCGACACUGGCGAAAUAUUCCCAGGAGCAGGUCGACAGGAUGGUGAAGACCUCGGAGCGCAAGUACGCCGAGACAUUCUGUCCGCUGGGGGUGGGGGCAAGCCUGAAGCGGCCGAAGACAAGAUGGGAGCUACUCCGGCUCUGCGCUGCGGUUGCUGGGAUAGAGUUUGCGUAUGCCGCGGAAACAGCUUUCGUCAGUCCGAUCCUGCUCCGUCUUCAUGUUCCUGUGAUUCUCAUGACUUUUGCCUGGGUCUUGAGCCCACUCCUGGGGUUGGUUUUAAACCCACUGUUAGGGUCCAUGAGCGACAGGUGCCGCGUGAAAAUGGGUCGAAGGCGUCCGUUUAUUCUUGGAUUAACCCUUGGUGUGAUUUUCGGACUGUUUCUAGUGCCAAAUGGACAAGUCAUCGGACAGAAAUUCGGAGAUGACUGUGAUCCAUUUGGAGGUGACAUGAAUUCAUCACUGUCCAAUCAAUCAUUCGAUUUCAUCUCGACCACGGGGCUAUUUCCGAACAUUAGUUUCCCCGCGCCCACCAAUGAGACAAUAAUUUCAGAGGAUCCUUUAUUUAUUUCGAAAGAAAAGCUUUGUACAGCUGGAAUACUGAUCACAAUAAUCGGGGUCAUGAUCUUAGAUUUCAGCUGUGACGCCUCCCAGUCGCCGUGUAGGACGUAUCUACUUGACGUAUGUAUCCCGGAGGAUCACAGUAAGGGCCUGUCUAGCUUCACAGUUAUAUCAGGCAUCGGUGGGUUCUUUGGCUACAUAAUAGGUGGCAUUCAUUGGGGCAGUUACAUUGGGCAGCCGAGUUUCAUGGACCAUGUCCGUAUUGUGUUCGCAGUAGCAGUUUUGUUGCAUCUGGUGUGCGUUUUUUUGACAGUUUCGAGUUUCUCCGAGGUUUCCUUGGACGAGAUUACUGGAAGUGCACAGCGUCACCAAGCGGACGUAAAGAAAGCUGCGGACGGGAAAUACCAUAAAUUUACCAAUGAGGAAGAUUGUGAAGAGUUAGGCGAUUCUACAGUGCAGGGUUCUUUCCAGCUUGAAAAGUACAAUACUGAACCGGAAAAUACUCAAAGACAAGAGAAAAUUGAGAAUUCUUCCGAUUAUGAGGAAGGCAAACAAGAUGCAAAUCACGUAGUCGAUUAUGGAACAUCUCAAUCAAAUAUAGAUGAGACAGAAGGUAAUGUGGGGAAUGGUUAUCAGUCCUUCGGUAAUGAACUCGACGGAAAUAUAGAAAUCGAAGGUCUAAGUCAAGUCGACCAAAGUCGACAGCAAGACAUUUCACUGAAAACAUACCUUUUGUCGAUUCUGUAUCUACCGAAGUCAAUAUUUUGGCUAUGUUUGACUAACUUAUUCUCAUGGAUGGCUAUGCUGUGCUACUCGCUCUAUUUCACAGAUUACGUGGGCCAGGCUGUCUAUGGCGGAGACCCGACGGAGCCGGAAGGUAGUGCCGCCCACGAUGCGUACACCUCUGGUGUACGCUUAGGAUCAUUGGCGAUGUCGCUGUAUUCGCUAUCGUGUUCAGCGUAUUCAUUGGUUAUAGAGAAGCUGGUGAAGAAGUUAGGUGCACGCCCAGUGUACAUCUGUGGCCACCUGAUUGCCUCACUGGGGACGGCCGUCAUGGCGUUUUCAAAUCACCCCGUGGCUGUGAUCAUGUGUUCGCCGACCGUAGGGAUAAUCUACGCCACCCUCUUUACCAUGCCGUACAUUCUACUGGCCCAUUACCAUGACCAAAACGUGUUUGAUGAACUUCUACCAACGAAGACCAAGAAACCAGUUGAGAUUAGAGGACUAGGCACCGACGUGGCAGUCGUCAGCAGCAUGGUGUUUGUGGGUCAAGUGGUCCUCUCAUGCGGCAUGGGUAGUCUCGUGCACGUGACCGGAAGUACCGUCACAAUCGUUUGGAGUUCAGCUGUUCUUAGCCUGAUUGGCUCGCUGGUGGCGUGCAAAGUAAUGUACUUGGACUUGUAGGCUCGGUUAUGUACGACGAAUCGCGUGAAUUCAACGGAUGAUUGCCAAGAGUCGUAUGCCAGGCCAGGCUCUCCGCGAAAGCACAUUGCCGUGGGUUCGGAAUCGGACAGAGAUUAUGCGAUAUGACUCCAAUUGCAUACUUAAAUGAAAACAUGUUAACUACAGUGAAGUAGUACGCGCCCGUCAUACAUAUCCAUCGACAUGUAGGGUACUCUGUAGCAAUGGACAUUGCUUGUGACUGUAAACAAAUAUACAUGUACUGCGUGACCAAGUGUCAUUAUGUUAUUAGCCUCCAAUCAAAUCCUAUUAAAAUCUGGAAGCAUACAUGUAUAUACCUUAAAAUGGCUGCAAGAUCAUGUGGCAAAAGUCUACUCCGAAGUCGAAAAUCCAGA